ACCAUGCUAAAGAACAAGGCAUUAGGGAGUACUCUACUAUAGAAGAAGAAGAAGAAGGAAGAAGAAGAAGAAGAAGAGAAAAGAAGGGUUCAUGGGAACCGAAGUAAGGUCCAUGUUUGGGGGUGAAUCAAAGAGUGAAGAACCAACGGCUAUGAUUACUCGUGACUUGCUUGGUAAUGGUGGGUCGUCCUCCAUUGAAACACAGGAAUUGGAUCUCCACUCUCAGGUACCCUCUGGCUGGGAGAAGCGAUUGGACCUUAAGUCAGGGAAAGUGUACUUUCAAAGAUACAACACUUUAGAUUCACCUUUGGUGUCUGAACACAAGUCCCAAAUGAAUCAAGCAGGUCCAAAACUUCAAGACCUAAAUUUCUCUCCCUUUUCAUCCAAAUUGUCCAUGAACCCUUUCAAUGAAUCAAGUUUGGACUUGAAAUUGGUUUCACCUUCAUUGCCAUCAAGCACUUAUCAAAGUGUGUGCACCCUUGACAAUGUGAAAUCAGCACUUGAGAGAGUAGAGAAAGAGCCAACAACAAGGAAAAGGGCAACACCCUUAAGAUCUCAAUAUUUGUCAUCACCAUGUGCCUCAUAUUCCUCUUCAUCCUCUUCCAUUAGGGAAACUCAAGAGGAAGAAUUUGAAGGGAAGUUGUCUUCACCAAUGGCUGCAGGGUGCCCUGGUUGCUUAUCCUAUGUGUUGAUAAUGAAGCACAAUCCCAAAUGCCCUAGGUGCAAUUCUCUUGUUCCUUUUCCAUUGAUGAAGAAACCUAAGAUUGAUCUCAAUAUAUCAAUUUAAGAUGUUGGUGCCAAUUAUUAGUUAUUGCUUCAAUUCUUAUGUUCUUGUUUUCCCUCAUUUUUGUAAAUGAAAUGAUGGGUGAUUUUAGGUUUCUCAAGAUAGGACCAUUUGUUUAGCAAUGUUAGCCAUAGUGCUUAUUAUAUAUGUAAAAUGGAAAUCAUUCCAAUUUUACUACCAAAGUUAAUAGAAUUUUUUCU
Molecule: messenger RNA, 984 nt
Organism: Cajanus cajan (pigeon pea)
Lineage: Eukaryota; Viridiplantae; Streptophyta; Magnoliopsida; Fabales; Fabaceae
Source: RefSeq, a predicted model, not a curated record